GUUAAUUUUCAUUUUCCCGGUUAUUCACGAUCCAGUCUCCGACCUCUACCCGCCCGUCCGCUGCCACCUCCUCCCUUACCGAACCGCCGGAAGCAAUUGGAAAAUCGAAAAUCGCACCUUUGUGCUGUAAAGCAAGUAUAAGAAAUGUCAGAUAAAAACGAAACGAAGAUCGGAAGGAGAGGCCGAGCAGCUGUGGUUGUCCUCGGCGACAUCGGCCGCAGUCCUCGCAUGCAGUAUCACGCCCUCUCCCUAGCUUGCCAGGCUGGCUUAGAUGUAGAUAUUGUUGCCUAUGGAGGUUCAGAGCCCCACGCUGCCUUGUUACAGCACCAAUCCAUACAUCUUCACAGAAUGACACAGUGGCCAUCUGUACCUGAAAGUUUACCUAAGAUACUUCGGCCCUUCAUGCUUAUGCUCAAGCCAUUAGUUCAGUUUCUUGUGCUUCUUUACUACCUUUGUUUUAAAAUACCCGCGCCUGAUGUUUUCUUGGUGCAGAAUCCUCCAUCAGUUCCUACUUUAGUAGCUGUUAAAUGGGCCAGCUGCCUGAGACAUUCUGCAUUUGUAGUAGACUGGCAUAAUUUUGGUUACACACUACUUUCACUGACUCUUGGGAGGGGCAGCAGUUUUGUGACAAUAUAUCGUUGGAUUGAGAAGCAUUAUGGGAGGAUGGCAAGUGGUGCCUUUUGUGUGACAAAGGCAAUGCAACAUGAAUUGGAUCAGAACUGGGGGAUUAAAGCAACUGUUCUUUGUGAUCAACCUCCUGAAUUUUUCCGACCUGCUUCCAUUGAGGAGAAGCAUGAGUUGUUUUGUAGGAUCAGCGAUAGUCUCAGUCAACCCUUUGGAAUUCAAGACUGCAUAAGCUAUGGAAUGACUGGAACAGGUGAAAGUGAUCCCAAUUCUACCUUAUUUACAAUUCAUACUGGCACAAAUAUAAUUAUGAAGCAGAACAGACCUGCCAUCAUUGUAAGCAGCACAAGUUGGACUCCAGAUGAAGACUUUAGCAUUCUUUUGGAGGCAGCACUUAUGUAUGAUAGACGAGUUGCAGGACUAUUAAAUGAGGAUGAUGUGAGUGAUGAGGAAAUUUUAUGGAAUGAAAUCUGUAAUGGGAAGCAAUUUUUGUACCCAAGGUUGCUAUUCAUAAUUACUGGAAAGGGACCUGAGAAAGACAAAUAUGAACAGAAGAUAAGGAAAUUGAAACUUAAGCGAGUGGCAUUUCGUACAAUGUGGUUGACAGCAGAGGAUUAUCCAUUGCUUCUUGGUUCUGCAGAUCUUGGUGUUUGUCUACAUACUUCCUCGUCUGGGUUAGAUCUCCCAAUGAAGGUUGUGGAUAUGUUUGGCUGUGGAUUACCAGUUUGUGCUGUUUCAUAUUCUUGCAUUGAGGAGCUUGUUGAAAAUAAUAGAACUGGUCUGCUCUUUUCGUCUUCUUCCGAACUUGCUGAUCAACUCAUGAUGCUGUUCAAAGGGUUUCCACAUGAAUGUGAUGCAUUGAGUUCAUUGCGGGAAGGGGUAUUAGCAAAGGCAUCUUCUGCAAAGUGGGUAACAGGAUGGGAUGAGAAUGCCAAGCCCUUACUAUCUGAGGUUAUUUCUCAGAACUUCAGCUGACUCAGGUAGGCUGUAGCACCAAAUGUUUUGAGUCAACUAUGUUUGCGAAGAGGUUGCAUCUCCAUCUAAUUGGUUUUUGAUCUGAGUGGCGUACUUUGCAUUGUGGAAGUAUCUGGGCAACAUUGAGCCCCUCGUGAUCUUGAAAAUAUGCAUCAACAGAUGGUCAGUUGUGAGCCAUGUAAAUUACGUUUCAUCUGAAGUGCUUGUUCCCUCUUUGUGCAACUUUUGUUUAGCAAAAAUUCUUCCAUCGUUAAUUUGAAAUUGUACUAACAUAUUAUAAUGUUGUUGUUUGAGCAACAAUGGUGUGUGCACCAAUACUACAGAAAAUAACAUGUGUGGUUCUUAA
Molecule: messenger RNA, 1945 nt
Organism: Coffea eugenioides
Lineage: Eukaryota; Viridiplantae; Streptophyta; Magnoliopsida; Gentianales; Rubiaceae
Product: UDP-glycosyltransferase TURAN
Exons: 17
Coding region: 145-1599 (484 amino acids)
Cellular component (GO): endoplasmic reticulum
Molecular function (GO): mannosyltransferase activity
Source: RefSeq, a predicted model, not a curated record